Entamoeba dispar SAW760 is the source of this 4887-nucleotide messenger RNA. RefSeq lists its product as uncharacterized. The transcript is spliced from 3 exons. Gene Ontology annotation, molecular function: protein binding. Gene Ontology annotation, biological process: mRNA splicing, via spliceosome; generation of catalytic spliceosome for first transesterification step. Lineage: Eukaryota; Evosea; Mastigamoebida; Endamoebidae. Bases 1 to 4887 code for a protein of 1628 amino acids. The record is from RefSeq and is a predicted model, not a curated record. Gene Ontology annotation, cellular component: U2-type catalytic step 2 spliceosome; Prp19 complex; post-mRNA release spliceosomal complex.
AUGGAAGGUAUUGCAAUUGAUUUAUAUUCUGGAAAUAAUUCGGUUGAAAUUAGAAGAAAAGCGUUUGACGUUGUCUCUUCAAUAAAUGGAUUUCAAUGGGCCUGUAAUAUACUAAAUAAUUACUCUACAGAACGAUUAGAAGUUAUUUUAUUUUCACUUCAAAUUAUAAAACAUUGGAUUUAUUUAUUUGAUAAUAAUGACGCACAACUAAUUGUUUUAUUAAAUUUAUUAAAUAAUUCAUUAAAACAAGUGUAUAAAUUAAAUCAACGUUUACUUUGUGUGAAAAUUGGAGAAUGUUUUAAUGGAAUAAUUUGUAGAAGGUUAAAUGAAAAUGAUUCAAUACUUUCUAUUUAUUUAUCACUAAUAAAAGACAUUAAAUAUCAACCAUUAAUUGUUUUAUUAUUUCAAUUAUUAUUAGAAGACCUUAAUUCUACAAAAGUUAAACAAAAUAUAUUAAUUAAACAACUUUUUAUUAUAAAAAAUUCAUUGAAAAGAAAUGGAUUUGAAAUUAUUCAAUUUUUAAUUAAAAUGAUUUCAGUGUCUCCACAAAAUUCUAUUGUAUCAAUUAAAUUAAUAGCACAAUAUAUUGAUAUGAAAUGUGUUUUAAAUACAAUGUUAAUACCUGGAUUAAGAGAGUUAUUUAUUAAAUAUAAACAACUUCAAGAUGAUAUCUUUGACUGUGUUAAUGAUUUAAUUUCAAAUAAAAACAUUACUAAAGAAGUUAUUCCAUUAUUUUUAGACAUUAUUCAAAUUUUCUUAAAAUCAGGUGAUGAUAAAGCUCUUAUUGUUCUUUUAACAUUUAUUAAUUCUGUUGGAUUAAUGUUAAAUCAAGAAAUGAUUUAUUUUAUUAUUGAAAAUUUAUUAAAUUAUUACCAACUUAAUAUAAAUAAAAUUGAUAUUCUUCAUCAUGAGAUAGAAGUAAUUUAUACAAUUUUAAAACUACCAUGUAUUUCUAAUGUAUUUAAAAUUGAAAAUUCUUCACAACUUAUUAUUCAAUUAAUUCAAUUAAUUAUAUAUUCAUCAUAUCAUUCAAUUAAUCAUCAAAUGAACUGUAUUGACUUCUCCUCUAAUGGACCAAAUGAAAGUCAAUAUAAAAGAGUUCUUAAUUUAAAUAUUAAUACAUUAGAAAUUAUAUUUUUAAAUGACCCUCAAAUAGUUAUUAGUCAAAUUCAGCAAUCUUUAAAUCAAAUAUCUUCUAUUAUUCUUUUAAAACACUCAAAAAGACUAAAUGAAAUGGAAUUAGUUGAUUUAGCAUCAUUAUGUUAUUUCUUUAUAUUUCUCCAACCAAAAUAUGUUAUUCAUUCAUUACCUUUUCAAGAGUUAUUAUCAUUAUAUAAUCCAUUUUUUGAAAUAUUAAAUUAUUUACAACAAGAAAAAGAUUCAGUUAUUUUAAAGGAAUUAAUAGAACAAUUAUUAACUGUCCUUGAAAGUUUUUAUAUUUGUGUUUCAUUAAUAUAUUCUAACCAACUUGAUCAAUGGGCAAAUAAUUAUAUUCAAAAACUAAUAUUAACAAGCCAAAAAUGCUCAUCUUCUAAUGUUUCAAUAUUCUUUAUUAAAACAACAUUUUGCUUUAUUCAAACAAUUGGUAUACAAUGUUUACAAUUUCCAUUUACUUUAUCAAUUCAUCAACAACCAUUACAUUUUUUUUCUCAUUUUCAAGGUUUUACUCAAAUAGAAGCAAUAUCACAAUUCUUAAAUACUCUUCUAAGUUUUACAGAAUCAAAUAAUACUCAAUCUUAUUUCAUUCAAAUAACUUUUCAAAAUGUUUUCAAUAAUUUAUGUAUUCAACCAUUGUUAAAUUCAAUCAAAAAUAAAGACCAAUCUCUUAUUAAACACUUAUGUCUCAUUAUCAUUACAUUUAUUAAUGAAGCAAUUAAUCUUAAUGCAAUUCAAAAAGAAAUGAUAAGUGUACAUAUUAAUACAUUAAUUGGAACAAUUGAACUCUCAGAAAUUUUACAAUUUAGUGAUGAUACAUUAAAUAUUAUAACUAGAAUGAUAAGUUGUUGUUUUAUGAAAUUAACAAAUACCUUAAAAGAAGAAAUUAUUUCAAUAGUUUUACAAAAGUAUAUGAAUAUUUUUUCUGGUCAUACACUUGAAAUAGUAACAUCUUCAAACCAAUUAAAAAUUAAUGUUAUAUGUAUGUUCAUACAAUUACUUUCUAAAUUUAUUUUAGUAUGGAGUUCUAUAUAUGGGGAUUCUCCUUCUAAAACUUUUUCAGAUACUACUUUCUUAGCUUUUUUAUUCUGUUUAAAUGAUAUUGCAAAUAUUCUUUCAGAAUAUACUAUUGGCUCAGAAGUAUUUAGAGAAGGAUUUAAUAUUCUUUUUGAUGUAAUUCAAGUAUUUUAUAAAAACAUUGACGAUUUUCCAGAGUUCUCCGAAAUUGCUUCUAAACUUAUUGAAAAAGGGAUACAAUCUUCCGACAUUGAAAUGGUUCAAAUUAUUUCAAAAAGAUUACUUACAUUAAAUAAAACUAUUUCUUUAUUUUCUCUCACUUCAUUCUGUUCUUCUUUACCAUCAUUUUUAAAUACAUUUAUUAAAGUACUCAUAUCGUCAAUGCACAGUUUUGAUGUAUUAUCAGAAUUACUUUAUUCUAUUAUUUCAUCUUCACCUUCUAAGUACUCUUCAUUUUAUAAUGUUGUAUCAUCUUUCUUAUCUACAACGCUGACUGAUGCAAUAAAAAAUAGAUACUAUCAAUAUUUACUUCAGUACAUUGAACUAAAACAAGAUGAGUCAUUAGUUCAAUUCCAACAACAACUAAAGUAUUUUCAAACAAUAUUUUAUCAUCACAUGAAUGAAGAAAAGAAUAUUUCAAUCUAUGAAUUUGAUGUAAAACAAAAUCCACAAUCAUUUAAAACUUGGUGGAAUUAUGUUGAGUAUUUUGAUGAAAGUCAUUUUCAAUCUAAAAUAAUUAUUUUCCAACGGGCAUUACAUGAAUUACCAGGAAGUUAUAAAUUGUGGUAUCAUUACCUUCAAACCAUUAUUACAAAUGCAAGAAAUAGUGAAAUUAAUACUGAGAUUAGAAAGAGUGUAAAUGAGGGAUUUGAAGAGAGUUUAGUAUAUAUGAAUAAAAUGCCAGUCAUAUGGAAAUUAUAUAUUGAAUGGUUAAUAGAAAAUAGAGAAAUAACUCAAAUGAGAAGAGUAUUUGAUAGGUCAUUACAAUCUUUACCAAUUGGUCAACACAACGAACUUUGGAAAGUUGUUAUGAAAUUUGUGAUUACGUUAGAUACGCCAUUAUUAUUUGAGAAAUUAGUAUUGAGACAUAUUUUAUUGGAUAGGGGAAUGAUUGGAGAAUAUAUUCAAAUUUGUAAAAAGAAAGGAGAAAGGUAUUACCCUCUUGCAUUAAAAUUGUUAAUUCAAAAUGUUAGUUUACAUUCAUUUAGAAUGAAGAAAGAAGAAUAUGACUUUAUGAUUCAUAUUUUUGAAAGUCUUACUGUUCAAGAUAAAGGAAUUGAUAUUCAAGAUAUAAUGAAAAAAGGAAUUCAGGAAUUUCCUGAAGACGCUGGUAGUUUAUGGGUUGGAAUGUCUUUGUAUGAAAUAAAAGAAGGGAGAAUAGAAACAGGAAUUGCAAUAUUAGAAGAAGCAAUGGAUGAGGUGAUUACAUUAAGAGAUCUUUAUAUUGUGAGACAAUGUUAUGAACAGGUUAUACAUAACUGUAUAAAUAAACCUGGAAUAAAAGAAAUAGAAAAACAAGUAAUAGAAGAAAGAAAAGAGUAUGUACUUGGAAAUCAAAGCAUUCAAAUGAAUUUAGUAUUACUUAAGAAAGACCCGUAUAAUGUCAAAGAAUGGAUUGAAAGAGGUAGACUUUAUGUAAAAAAUGGAGAUGUUUUAAGUGGUAUUAAAACAUUAAUAGAAGGAAUUAAAACAAUCCAUGGAGGAAAAGAAGUUAACGGAAAAAAAAAUGAGUUAUGGAGUGAACUUAUUGGAUGGUACCUUAAAGGGAAUAAAAGAAAUGAAGCAAAAGAAUUAUUUAAAAAAGCAAAAGAAGAUAAUUUAACACAAGGAGAAGAAGCUGAAAUUUGGUAUAAAAUGAUAAAAAAUGAAAUUAAAAAUAAUAAUAUAAAUGAAGCACGAGCAUUAUGUGAAGAAGCAACGUUAAGACAAUCAAAAGUAAAGAAUGAAAGAAUGAUUUGGAAAGGAUAUCUUGAGAUAGAAGAAAUAUCACAUAAUAUAAUGGGGAAGUGGAGUAUUUAUGAAAAAAUGAUAGAAUUAAAAAUUAUUACAGGGAGAGAAUUAAUAGAGUAUAUUAAUGAAAGAAAAGAAAAAGGAAAUGGAGAUGAUAUAUGGAGAAUUUACGAAAAAGGGAUUGAUAUUUUCGAAUACCCAGUAAAAGGGAUGUUGUAUAAUCAAUAUAUUAAUGAAUGGUGUUCAUUGUAUGGAGAAAAGAAAAAAGAAAGAACAAGAGAUCUCUUUGAAAAUGCUAUUGAAAGUGCACCUAUUGAAUGGAAAAAGAAGAUGUAUGACCAAUAUAUUGAAUAUGAAAUAAAGAAUAAUUCAUUUAAAAGAGUUAUCGAUUUAUAUAAAAAAGAAGUUAAUGAAAUACUUAAUGAAGAAAAGUGUGAAGUGUGGAUCAGAUAUGCUCAACAAGUGGAUGAAGUCUUUGGAUUUGAAGAAACAAAAAAAGUAUAUUUAGAAGGUUUAAAUUCAAUUGGAAGAAUAGAUGAAUGGAAAUUAUGUCUUUCAUUUGCUGAGUAUUUGGAAAACCAAGAAGACAUUGGGGGUGCAAGAGAAAUUUUUUCUGUUGGAAGUAAAAGGUGUAGUAUUAAAGAACAUGAAGAAUAUUGGGAUAGAUGGAAAGAAUUUGAAGAAAGGUAUGGUAGUGAAAAUACAUUUAAAGAUUAUUUAGUUACAAAGAAAACAGUUAUGAAAUAUUUUGGAGAAGCAGAAUGA